Tachyglossus aculeatus (Australian echidna) is the source of this 4705-nucleotide messenger RNA. Its product is annotated as transmembrane protein 263-like. NCBI's taxonomy places the organism in Eukaryota, Metazoa, Chordata, Mammalia, Monotremata, Tachyglossidae. The transcript has 3 exons. Bases 140 to 529 code for a protein of 129 amino acids. The record is from RefSeq and is a predicted model, not a curated record.
CUGGUGCCGCCGGUGGCCGCCGUUUCGGGGGGAGCCGGAGCGUGGUCGGCCGCGGAGCGGUUGAGGCCGCCGCCUGGCUCCCCGUCCGGCUCCCCGUCCGGCUCCCCGUGGGCCCCGCCGGGCCUCCCACCCCCGGGCCAUGAAGGAGCAGAGCUCAGACACACAGAUGAUGGAAGAUGCUUUGGAAACAGUGAGUGAGGAGCUGCCACCUCACCUGCAGGAGGAACCCCCUGAAGACUCAAAUCCAGACCCUGAGGAGUCACCUCAACAGGCUGGGGUCAUCUGGAGGAUGACGGGAGGGCUCUUCAGCAUGACCCGGGGGGCCGUGGGGGCCACUCUGGGAGGCGUCGCCUGGGUCGGAAGCAAGAGCCUGGAACUCACCAGAUCGGCGGUGACCUCGGUCCCAGCCGCAGGGGUGGGGCUGGUGAAAGGCAGCGUCUCCGCCGUAAGCAACACCAUGGGAGCCGUUGGCUCAGCCGUGGCUGGCAAGGUUCCCUUCGCCGCCAAGAAGAAAGACAAAUCUGACUAAACUGGGUAGCCACCUCCUUUCAGCUGGAGGCCGGACCAGACUGCCACCUCCCCAAUUCCCAUCCACCCCCUGGCAGUCUCCUGGGGGUCAGGCCAAGCUCCCCUUGGGUCCUGCCCACCGUGACCCAGCUCUCUGCUUACCACCACCACCACCCUUUCCAUCUCCCAGCUAACCUGGGCCUGGGCCUCUGCCCUUGGACAUCUCCACACUGCUGCCUCUUUCUCUCAAAACAUGCAUCAGACAACACCUACAUGUGAUAACCGGAGCGGUCUUCCGGGGAAGAUAAAAAAAAAGAACAUUCACUAAGUGAUUAUCCCCCCGGGCCCCGUGUUCCCUGCCCUGCCAUGGGCCUGCUGACCUUGUCACAUGAUUGGUUGGAAGAUGAGGCCCCAAGCACUCAAGUCAGCCAGCACUCAGUCAGUACCAAGGAUGAGGAUGAGGAUGAGGAUGUGCCAGCUAGUCUCCCAAGUGUUCAGGGGGAGGCAAAAACUUCUUCAAAAUGGGGGUCACAAGGAGGUUGGUUUUUCACUCCCAUUCUCCUUAUUCUAAGCCUGGAAGGAAGUGUGCCUGCUACCUUCCUGGCUUAAAAUUGUUUAUCCUCCCUUGGAGCAACACGAUCAAAAGUGAUCAUAGCCCUGGACCUGCUACCCAGCCCCUUUGGCCCUCUGGAUUUGGGUGAGCCACUGGGGGUUGGGAGGGGGUGGACGUGUGUGGGGAGUUGGGGCUUGGUUGAUAUAAAACUAAGAGCCCAUUGGGGUUUUGGGAUGUGUGAGAACCAGCCCCAUUUUUUGCAGAAGUUGGUGGUAGAGGAAAGCUGGGGCAGAGACAGGAAGGAGAAACCUUCUAAAGUCUUUCCACAGAGUGAUAGCAAAGGGCAGAGCUCUACAGCAUUCCUUCCGAGGGGCCAUGGGGAGUUGAGGCUACCCUCUUCUAGCCUGAGUUCAAAGUGGACUGUGGAGUCUGUCCCCUAAAAACUGGGGGUAGGCCCUGGGAGGAGCCAAGAGUAUGGCUGUGAUCCAUCGCCUGUGGUUUGGGGAAAGACAUGGACCUGUCACUGGGCCUUCGCGAGAACGCGCAAUUGCCGAGCCGAGUGACCAAAAGUCUUCGAGUGUCUGGGGCCAUGGCUGACCCUUGAGAAUUGGGGGGAAGAGUUUUCUGAUCCCCUGGGGGCCAGGGGCAGUGUAGAAUUCCCACCUGUGCGUUCUUCCCCAGCACGUAGUACAGUGGUCUGCACACUUAAUAUUGCUCCUACUUUGACACUAUCAAUAGAUCUGGACUCUGGCAGCAUCUGAACAUGUUUAGUCACCCUGAUAUAUUUAUCAAGAUUCUAAGACUCCUCCACCAACAUUCAGCUGGUUUUAUCAGAUUUGCAGCUGCUGACUUCCCAUCUCAAAUGGGGUAAAGCAGAGCUGUGUAUUCUCUGUAGGGGAGCUUGAGGAUACAACAAAGGAUCUGAAAGUUGGUGUUAAAAUGCACUUCUGGUUCUCCAGGAAACCCUUUCAACACAACAAGCUAAGAGCAUCCUCGAAAGUCCUUGAAUCCACAUUCCAGAGCUUCUCUAAAUUGAUAACUGUAGUCUGGAAGUGAAUUUCCGUGAAGACCUGCCAGUGAUCUUAAACUACUUUGUCAAACAAGCUAUGAGUAAGUCUGAAGAAGACCAAAGUUAGCUUCCACUGAAGAAUCCUGAUUAACCAAAAGAUUUCCAUUUACAAUCCCAGGAUGAAUGUUGGCAUUAAAUUCUGCUACCUAGGCGAUACAAUGUCUAAAUGCAUUGAUCAAUCAGUCCAUCAAUUAAUCAAUGGUAUUUACUGAGCACUGUACUAAGCACUUGGUAGAGUGCAAUGCAACAGAGUUGUCAGACACAUUUCCUGUCCAAAAGGGCAGUCUAGCAGGGGGAACAGACAUUAAUAUACAGAAAUAAAUUACGGAUAUGUACAUAAAUGCUGUGGGUCCACAGAUCAUUGAAGAAGUAGGAAACCAAGUUGAAAGAGCUAGUAUGCCCUCUGGGUAUUGGACAGACUGUGGCACCAAUGUGGGCCCAAGCUUCAGACCAAACUGAAGGCCUUUGGAAGAGCAUGCUAAGGGGUUGUGAGACCACAGAUAUCUCAUCCAUCUUCUUGAGUAGUUUCAUCACCAUUAUCAACCCUCAACAUCGAAUGAUGAUCAAAACAAAUCCUGCAACACUGUGCUUUUUCCACUAUUUAAGCAAUGCUCACUCCAAUGUAGCUUUACUGAGUAGGAGAGGAGAGGAAACUCAGUGACUCAGUAGGACACUGAAGUAGCUCCUGUAUGGUCAGCUGAAGUAAGGAGAGGAAGAACAAAGAGGGCAGAUGAUGCAAUUUAUGGAUACAGAGAAAGGCAACCUCAAAUAACACAGAAAGACAGAGACUGCUAGGAGAUAGCAACAGACAGAACCAACUGGCUUGCAGAAAUAAGGGAAAUUCAUUUUGAGCAGAGGCUUCUGGGAAGAUUGUAAGACUCGGGAGCAGAAUCAUAGAUAGUGCUGGACACCUCACGUAGUAAGAGAGGAUUAUCUUAUCUGUUUUGAGCAGUAUGAAAGAUUGUUUUGGCUGCCCUUUGAUUAUUUUCAGCCACACCAGCCCAGUUAGGUAAAGGCCUCACUGUCAGGCUUAGAGCAAGAGGGACUGUUUGAAGAUUCAAAACCAUGUCCUCUAGACAUGAUUACAGUCCUCUAGCCUGUAAGCUCACUGUGGACAGGGAACAUGUCUACUAACUCUGUUAUAUUAUACUCUCCCAAGCACUUAGUACAGUUAUUGCUGUAUUGUAUUGUAUGCUUAUUACACACAAAAACUCUCAGUAAAAACCACUAAUUGAUGUAGUAACACUCUGGGUGGUGUGAGCAGGCCAUGGUUGGUGUGAUUAUUGUGUUGUGUCUACCACUGUCCCUUCCCACCACAAGUCAGGUCCCUGGGUAAUGAGUAGGACUGACAAUAGCCUGUAUUUAUGAGGCAGGCUGGCUUUAAGGCACUUACUUUGGAAAAAUGGCUCAGGUCUUUUUCCUCAGACAACCAAGUUAUUUUCUCCUUGAUCAUCCCCAACAUGUGAGUGUUGAGUCCUCCUUAGGCCCAGAACUGCAACCCAGCCUCCGUGGUCAAGUUGGGCCCCACUCCUACUGGAUCCUGGCCUUUUUACAACCAGAAGAGACCUAAAGCCAUGCCACUGUGUAUCAAGUGAAUCCUCUUUUCACAUUAGUAAUGACCAGUACACCGCGGUCACCCAUUGUUUAGGGUCGCUCAGAGCUGGGCCCUACCACCCUUCAGAGAUUAAGGACAGGAUAAUGCAUCAAAUAUGCCCUCAGAGCAGGCACCAAAACCGGCUUCUAUUCUGCUACCUAAGUGGCCCACGGGGGCCAAUCUCCUGGCUGGGGGUUGAGGAAGGUCAGUGGUCCAGAUGGGAAGAGAAACUCUUUGUUUCCUUUACUGUAUUAUUUGGUUCCUCCCUACCUCGGGGCCAGAGACUUCAGAAUGAGGAGUUUCUCAUUGCUCCCCUCAAUCCUCAGAUUGUGAUUAUUGUAUUGUGUCUACCACUGUCCCUUCGCACCACCAGCCAGGUCCCUGGGAAAUGAGUAGGACUGACAAUAGCCUGUGUUUAUGGGGCAGGCUGGCUUUGAGGCACCUACUCUGGAAAAAUGGAUGGGCAGGUUGGGAUGGGCAUUCCUCGGUCACAGGCCUUCGGAAAAUGUUUCCCUAUGGUUGGCACUGCCAGUCCUUCCCGGUUCCCCCUGGAUUAUCUUUUCUCUGCUUUAGCUCCCACCAACCCCAGGGACCACCAGAGAGGGAGAUCCCCUGGCAAUAGUUGAGGGGAGAGGAUGGGGGGAGGACUUUGGCCCCCAGACACAUGAAAUGGCCUCUUGCCCUUUCCCCAGUGAGUUCAGGAGGUUUCCCCAAAUUCCCCGUUCGAGUGUAAGGAUGUGGAGGGUACGGACUGUAUCUUUAAAUUAUUUUACCCAGCACAGUGCUCUGCACAAAGUAGGUACUCAGUAGAUACUCUUGAUGAUAAAAGGAGUUGUGAUUUUUUGCUGUGCUCAGCCCAGCAAGGGGAGUGAUGGUGAGAAAUCUGGGCAUGGUCCAUGUCUCUGAAAUGGAAAGAAAUAUUUGUGUUCGUUAUGGUUUUUUGCAUCUCCGUGAUUUUGAUGACAAUAAAGUUUGAAGAUAA